Molecule: messenger RNA, 228 nt
Organism: Penicillium macrosclerotiorum
Lineage: Eukaryota; Fungi; Ascomycota; Eurotiomycetes; Eurotiales; Aspergillaceae
Exons: 2
Coding region: 1-228 (75 amino acids)
Biological process (GO): mycotoxin biosynthetic process
Source: RefSeq, a predicted model, not a curated record
AUGGAAGAUCAUUGCAUCGAUUAUCUUCGCCAAGGAAUUCAAUGCUCGGCCGACCUGACCCCACUUGGCUAUGAGUGGAAUGAGGAUUAUCAGGUUCCAUUCCCCUUGUUCAAAGAAAAACAUACAUGCCGAGACUUUGAAAAAAUCAAGUCUUGGGCAAUGGAAAGGGUUCCACUCCAGAGACAGAAACACAGCCAUAGUCAUCCGAUCGGGCAACCGCAAGCUUAG